Penicillium waksmanii is the source of this 2040-nucleotide messenger RNA. RefSeq names its product putative C6 transcription factor. Gene Ontology annotation, molecular function: zinc ion binding; DNA binding. The transcript is spliced from 5 exons. Gene Ontology annotation, biological process: DNA-templated transcription. The record is from RefSeq and is a predicted model, not a curated record. The coding region runs from base 1 to 2040 and encodes 679 amino acids. Gene Ontology annotation, cellular component: nucleus. NCBI's taxonomy places the organism in Eukaryota, Fungi, Ascomycota, Eurotiomycetes, Eurotiales, Aspergillaceae.
AUGUCCCUAGCCCAGAAGCAGAAGCAGACUCCCGAUCAAGGCCCAGAUCAGCUCCCCGAUCAAGUUCCUGAUUUUAAUGCGGAACCGCAAAGCGCGGAUGCUGAUGCGAAUGGGCCCAGCUAUCAGACUCCAUCAUCCAUGAGUGGCCAUGAUACCCGAUCGCCUCACGAUACGGGCACGUUGGUCGUUAACGAUGAGGGUACCAGUUAUUUUGAGAGCGCAAAUUGGCGUGCCAUCCUGAAAGAGAUUAAUGGCGUCAAAGACUAUAUUGAUGGCUAUGGCAAUGAAGAAACGGACGAUGAGGGGACAGAGGAAGACCCGGAGGAAGAUUCCUCCCCAACUUUGCUACUUGGAAUGAGUAGACCUAUCACCAAAGAGGAACUGCUCCUCGAUAUACCGUCUCGUGAGAUUGCAGACCGACUAGUAUCUCGUUUCUUGAAAACAUCAGAGCCUUCACUCAUCGCCGUUCAUAUACCGACAUUCCGAAAGGAAUAUGCACAGUUCUGGGAAUCCCCGCAAGACAUGUCCUUCACGUGGAUAUCCUUUCUUUACGCCAUCCUGACCCUCUCGGUGUCUCAUUAUCAUCGCAGCGAAGAGCCUCUGCCUGUGAACAUGGUAAACCCGUCAACGGCUUGGAAUGUCUUUCGAAAACGAGCCGCUCAGGGCCUUGUGCAAGCAAACUACCUCGCCCCAGGGAGAGACAAGGUCGAGGCUCUCUUCUUCUACAGUCUUUCUGAAUUCUACCGCAGUCAGGACGCGCAGAUUGGCGUUUCCAAUCUUUUCGGAAUCCUAAUUCGCCUGGCCAUGCGCAUGGGAUACCAUAGGGACCCUAGCCAUUACCCUAGCAUCUCCGCUUUUGAUGGCGAGAUGCGACGACGCCUAUGGGAACUCAUAUGCCAACUUGAUAUCCUCAUCUCAUUUCAGGUCGGACUGCCACGGACCAUUCAGCCUUGGCAAUAUGAUACAGCACUGCCUUCCAAUAUCCAUGACAUCGACUUUGAUAAAAACAGCGUUCAGUUGCCACCUCCAAGGCCCAGUACUGAAUGGACGGUAUGUGGGUAUACAAGAGGCAAAUCUCGCAUCAUGAAGUGCUUUGGACAAAUCACCGAUUUGGCAUAUUCACGGGAACAAGUAUCAUACGAGGAAAUCUUGGCCAUUGAUCGUCGGCUCGAGGAGGCUUAUGAUUUACUGCCACCAUACCUUCAAUACCAGCCGAUUGACCAAUGUUUUGCAGAGACGACGGAGCUUAUCAUGAAAAGAUAUACCCUAGCGUUACUCUAUCAAAAGGCUCGGGUAGUGAUGCAUCGCCGGUAUAUGGCCGAGACUAACAGCAAGUACACGUACUCGCGCCAAACUUGUUUGAACGCGGCCCGCGAGACAUUGCGACACCAUUCCGAUGUAUACCAGGAGUCAUUACCAGGUGGUCAGCUCUAUGCGGAGCGAUUCUUCAUGAAUUCCCUCCAAAAUACAGACUUCAUGCUUUCGGCCAUGAUUCUUUGCCUGGAGCUUUCGCAAGAGAAUGAGCGUGACACCACCCGCAUCGAACCACAAGAACGCGAUGACCUCCUGCGUCUCUUAGAGGCUACAUAUCAUAUCUUCAAGAAAGGCCGCCACCGGUCUAUUGAUACACAGCGAGGGUACACCGCGUUGAGAAUCAUGCUUGGUCGAGUUCGAGGUAGCAGCCCUAUUCAGAGCGGCAGCUCGGUCUCAAAUGAACAGAGCAUGAAAAUUGAUGAUAAAUUGGCAUUCCAACCAGUACCUGCUUCAAUCGAUCAGCAGCAGUACGAGACGUAUACCACCAGCAACGAUGAAUUAAAUGGAGACCUGCAGACUGCAGCCUAUGGCUCCAGUGAAGCACCAUCACUCUCGUCACUUGGCCUGAUUGAAGAUAUGCUUAACACGCCUGGGCAAAUGGACUGGCGCUUGUAUGACAGUAGGAUAUCUGGCUUUGGGCCAUCUGAUCAGGAUAUGCUCUGGGUUCCGGAUAUCACAGUGCCUCCGACUUUAGAUGAAUUUCUUUCAUAUCCGUCCGAGACUUAA